Molecule: messenger RNA, 696 nt
Organism: Cooperia oncophora
Lineage: Eukaryota; Metazoa; Nematoda; Chromadorea; Rhabditida; Trichostrongylidae
Source: the annotation of a GenBank genome assembly
AUGGUUGUCUCGAUGGACCAGAGCGUGUUGAGAGUCUCAGUCGAUGUAAAAUCGAAUGAUCGGCCAUUUCCACGGUUUGGACAGCCGCAAAGGAUCGGAGAAUAUACAGUAACGCGGGACCGAUGUGUGGUAUCAGGACGUGAAGAUGCCAAGUAUUUAUACGAAGCUGCAUUGGCCGAUGGUGGACGAGCACGAUUCGAUUUGAAUAAAGGAUUUAGUACGUUUGAAGAAAAGGUUGAAGGUGACGAGCGGCUUGAUGUACUGCUGGAUUGGAUCGCUACUCAAGCACCUCGGGGUGGACCACUAAAGAAGGUCUUACAUGAAGCAGACUUUGUAUGCUGGCGUGGCCUUUUGACUCGAAUAGCGGCGACACCGUUCUGCCCAAAAGAUUCGUGGGAAUUUGCGGCUGCACGAAUCGGCGGAGUGAUUUUCCUUUGUGAGCGGGAGACGGAAGAGACUCGGCAAAGGAAAGAAUCCAUGACUCAAAGGGAAAAGAUGAUGUCGUAUUGGGGAUUCAAAUUCGAGCAAUAUAUGACAGUAACUGAGAAAGGCGGCCAGCCGAAUGUCAACGAACCUGUAACGUGCCGUGAAGAGUUCGCAAUGGUUGUCAAAUCCACCCUUGCCGCUACGGUUGGGCGCCCUAUACGAUUGGUAUACAGUGGUGAAGUAGAUGCCAUUAACAAAGGUAAUUAUUGA